Molecule: messenger RNA, 2571 nt
Organism: Octodon degus (degu)
Lineage: Eukaryota; Metazoa; Chordata; Mammalia; Rodentia; Octodontidae
Product: solute carrier organic anion transporter family member 1B1-like
Exons: 16
Coding region: 132-2198 (688 amino acids)
Biological process (GO): transmembrane transport; sodium-independent organic anion transport
Cellular component (GO): membrane
Molecular function (GO): protein binding
Source: RefSeq, a predicted model, not a curated record
GGAUGACAGGGACCGGAGUUGUUGCUGUUGUGGAGUUCAGCGUUCAGGUUGCAGAACCAGCCGGUGUUCUUUCAUGAGAACAAUUCAACCCAACCACCUACGACUGAGGAUAUUAUAUCUAUCGUUCAAUCAUGGAGGAAUGUCAGCACUUGAAUAAAACAACAGAGGCGCAAUCCUCAAAGCAAAGGAAGGAUAGAUGUUGCGAUUCACUCAAGGUGUUCUUGGCAGCUCUGUCAUUCAGCUUUAUUUGUAAGUUGAUAGCUGGGAUCAGUAUGAAAACUGCCAUUACUCAUAUUGAAAGGAGAUUUGACCUAUCUUCUUCUGUUUCUGGUUUCAUUGAUGGAGGCUUUGAGAUAGGAAAUUUGCUCAUAAUUGUGUUUGUAAGUUACUUUGGAUCCAAACUACACAGGCCAAAAAUCAUUGGCAUAGGUUGUGCUGUUAUGGGAGCUGGAAGUAUUCUGACUGCUUUGCCUCAUUUCUUCAUGGGAUAUUACAGAUAUUCUAUAGAACACAAUGUUAACACAACAGAGAAUUUGAUACCAACUUGUUCAAUUAAUCAGACUGGUACACUCACUAAACUAUCACCUGAAAUAACAGGAAAAGGUUGUGAAAAGGAAUCUGGAUCAUCCAUGUGGAUCUAUGUUCUAAUGGGCAACAUGCUUCGUGGAAUAGGAGAAACCCCUAUUGCACCGCUGGGAAUUUCUUAUAUUGAUGACUUUGCUAAAGCAGGACAAUCCCCUCUUUAUUUAGGCAUUUUGCAUUCAACGGCGAUGUUUGGCUUGAUCUGUGCCUUUCUGAUCGGAGCUCUAUUUACUAGAAUGUAUGUGGACACUGGCUUUGUGGACCUGAGCACCAUCAGAAUAACUCCUAAUGACACCCGCUGGGUUGGUGCCUGGUGGCUCAGUUUCCUUAUAUCUGGGUCCCUGUCCAUCAUUUCUUCCAUACCAUUCUUUCUCCUACCACGAAAUCCAAAUAAACCACAGGAAGAAAGUAAAGUUUCAACAGAUGUGCAAGGACUCAAAUCAGAUGAGGAAAAAAGCCAAACAGCUAAUUUGAACAAUCCUGAACAACAUGCUACUUUAACUAUAACUGAGUUUUUGAAGUCUCUGAAAAAGCUCCUUACAAACCAUCUCUAUGUGAUAUUUAUGCUUUUUACCUUGAUGAAGUUCAGUGGCUUUGUUGGCAGCUUUACGUACCUCUUCAAGUACAUGGAACAACAGUUUGGCUAUUCCAUAUCUCAAUCCAACAUGCUAGGUGCCAUCACCAUACCUAUUAUGGUAAUUGGAACGAUGUUAGGAGGAUUUCUCAUUAAAAAAUUCAAAAUGACAGUGGUUGGAAUUGCCAAAUUUGCACUUCUUAGUUCAGUAAUGAGCUUCUUAUGUCAAGUGUCCUACCUUCUUCUCAUGUGUGAUGGCAAGUCAGUUGCCGGCUUAACUUUGGCCUACGAUGGAAUUAGUCCACUGCCAUCUCAAGCAGACAGACUGCUGCCUCACUGCAACUCACACUGCCAUUGUGAUGAAAGUCAAUGGGAACCAGUCUGUGGGGACAAUGGAAUAACUUACUUGUCACCUUGUCUGGCAGGAUGCAAAUCCAGAGUUGACAAUAAAAAGUCUAAUGUGUUCCUCAACUGUAGUUGUCUUGAAAUUUCUGGCAUUAAGAGCACAAAUUACUCUGUUCGUUUGGGAGAAUGCCCAAGAGAUAAUCAUUGUAAAAAGAAACAUUACAUAUACAUAGGCAUACAAUUCUUGGAUGCUUUUUUUACUUCCUUGGGAAGUACCUCAUAUAUGUUGUUGCUUAUGAAGAAUGUUCUACCUGAGCUGAAAUCACUUGCUUUGGGGUUUCAUUCCCUGAUAAUGCGAGGAAUAGGAGGGAUACUAAGUCCAAUUUAUUUUGGGGCCGUGAUUGAUAGAACAUGCAUAAAAUGGUCCACCAACAGCUGUGGAGAACGAGGGGCCUGUAGGAUAUACGAUACACAAUCAUUUGGAACUUCCUACUUGGGCUUGUCUGCUAUCUUUAAACUUUUAGGAGUUAUUGUUUGUAUCAUAUUUAUUUAUGCCUUAAAGAAAAAACUUGAAGGGAAAGAGACUAAGGCCAUGGAAAAUGGAGGAAAAGGCAUGGAUGACACAAACCUAGAAGCCCUAAGUAGCAAUGGACAUUGUGUACCUUCUGCUUCCGAAGUCAAGGACACACAUAUUUAAGACAACAAAAAGAUACAACAAUGCAGUGUUGAAGCAAUGUGGUGUUACUUCUCAGCUCUGGUAAAUUCAGGAAGACUUACUGCUCUCUUCCACUGGACACAUAAUGAAAGAAUGAAUAAACCUAUGAAGGUGUAAUUAAACAAAUACAAACAUAAAGAAUGGAGUAGCCAUUGUUAGGGUCUAGCGCAUGUGGUUAGUAUUGGAAAAUAUGAUCCGGAAAAAUACAGAGUGGGAGGCCUAGUUAGGAUAUAAUAGAAAAAAAAGUACUUGCUGGGGUAAUUGUAAAUUUUAACAAAACUUGUAACUCGAAACUGGGUAGAGGUGAAAAAGGGGAAAAAUCAGUAGUCUAAUGCGAAACAUCUAGUAUCUCAAA